GAAGGACCUUUUUUUUUUCUUUUCAUGGGGGAUGGGGACAGGGCUGCUCCCGGGUUUUCCCUCCCCAACCCAUAUCCCGAGGGCUGGAUCCUCGGUGCCUCCCCAGCCCCGGCCAGGGCGGUGGCUCCGCCGGGGCUAUAAAUAAUCCCGUGGUUUGACUCCGCUCUCCUGCCCUGCCCUUCUUUGCCUGCUUCGAUUGAGCUCUCGGACCCCCAGCCCCCCCAUCAUGGCAUCCCCCCUGGAGCAGGCGCUGGCUGUGAUGGUUUCCACCUUCCACAAGUACUCGGGGAAGGAAGGGGACAAGUACAAGCUGAACAAGGCGGAGCUGAAGGAGAUGCUGAUGAAGGAGCUGCCCAGCUUCAGCAGACAAACCAGUGAGGCCAGUUUGCAGCAGCUCAUGAGCAACCUGGACUACAACAGUGACAACGAGGUGGAUUUCCAGGAGUACGUGACCUUCCUGGCCUGCAUGGCCAUGAUGUGCAACGACUUCUUCCAGGACUACCCUGACAAGAUGCCACGGAGGAAGUGAGCAGGGGGACCCCAGCCCCUGGCUGCACCCCUGAUCCACCCCUCCCACCCCCCUCUUUUGAUGCUCUUUUAAUAAAAAUUACUUUAAACAA
Apus apus (common swift) is the source of this 620-nucleotide messenger RNA. It is a transcript of the gene S100A4, whose product is annotated as S100 calcium binding protein A4. Gene Ontology annotation, cellular component: cytoplasm. The record is from RefSeq and is a predicted model, not a curated record. The coding region runs from base 227 to 529 and encodes 100 amino acids. NCBI's taxonomy places the organism in Eukaryota, Metazoa, Chordata, Aves, Apodiformes, Apodidae. The transcript is spliced from 3 exons. Gene Ontology annotation, molecular function: calcium ion binding; transition metal ion binding.